UCUCAGUCUCGUCUAGACUAGGAACUGUUCGUCUUUUGCCUUCACGCUCUGAUCUCUGGAGAUAAUCAAUCUUGCACUUAUUUCCCACAUGGACGUACGAUGUGAUUAGAUAAAUUCCAGAAUUCGAGCUUUUCUUUGAGCAAUCGCCGCAUUCAACGACCCCGGACGUCAUUUGCGAAAGUCUCCUCCGAGCUCCGCGCACCCCCUCUAACCAGCACCUACAGCUAGGUGGUAACUUCUUUCUCUUCUUCAUAUGUUCAGAAUAGAGAACAAAUAUGGCGCAUUCUAAACGCAACACCUCCCUCCCUCACUUCACCUCCUAUGAGCGCGACCUCCUACGCACAACCUGGGGUACGCAACGGACUCGAUUAUCCCGCGACUCUUUCCUGCCGUUCGGAUCAUGUCGUCUCUGUCUAGAACCAGCGCGACCUCCAGUCGUGGCCUGUGCUACAAAUGGCGAUCUAUUCUGUCGCGAAUGCGCAAUCAACGACCUCCUAGCGCAACGGAAAGAGAUCAAGCGUCUAGAGCGUGAGCGCGAGGAAGCGCGACGACGACUGGAGGAAGAGGAGGCCCUCACACUGGAAGAGGCGCGGACACGGGAGUUACGGGAAUUUGAGCUUGUCAGUAUGGGAUUGGAGGCAACAAAUGGAGCUGCAGGCAAGAAGCGCAAGGCGGAGGAAUCAGAGGCGAUAGCUGCGUUUCGACAACGGGAAGUGGAAAUAGACGGGAAACGAAGAAAGGUCUUUGAGUUGAAUGAGGAGGAGAUGAAACGGGCUGCGAGGUUGGAGCAAGAGAGGCUGAAAAGUGAGCUGAAGAAAGAGAAGUUGGAAAACAAAUCUGCUCUCCCUUCAUUCUGGGUGCCAUCACAGACUCCAGACACCAACGCCUUCGAGGCCGCGGCCUCUAAACCCGUCAAACUCGCCCCAAUAUGUCCUGGCUCAGGAGAGAGCAACCGCCAUACAUACUCCUUGAAGCUCCUAGUCGACGUCCAUUUCACGGAAGAGAAAGCAGACGAUGGCAGCGAUAAGCUUCAGCGCGUGUGUCCAUCCUGCAAGAAGGCCCUAACUAACGGCCUGAAGGCAAUGCUAACAAAACCCUGCGGUCACGUCAUCUGCUUUCCCUGCGUCCAGAAGUUCAUGAUGCCCCAACUCCAUAAUACGGCUCCUGACCCGCACGCCUCCAAGGAACAGCAAGACGCUGACGCCGCUCGCCGCGGCAAGAUGCUCUGCUACGUCUGCGAGGCGGACGUCACGCCUGAACCCCGUAGCAGCGCCAACGGGAAGGAGGACGAGAAUGGGAACGGAAAACACAAAAAGAAAAGCAAAGAUAAAGAGAACGGCAAGAUCGGCAGGGGCGUCGUUGAGAUUACUUCCGAGGGAACGGGAUUUGCCGGCGGAGGAGUAAAUAUGGCGAAGAAGGUGGGUGUGGCGUUUCAAUGUUAGGGGUGAUAAUGGCGGCAUUAUUAGCAUGCAUAUACUUGUCUUACUUUCUUAUUUGUUGAUGUUCGCUUUUUCUUGUUACGAACAUUAAGGGGGGUGUAUCAUAUAAAAUACGCGCCCAAGGACAGCCCUGUUGCUGUGUCUCGAUGUAUAGAAUAUGUGGAAUCGAAUGUUGCAGAUGGCCUCGGGAUAAUUUGAGGAAUUGUUUGACCAUUCUUACAAAGAC
Paecilomyces variotii is the source of this 1665-nucleotide messenger RNA. RefSeq lists its product as hypothetical. Gene Ontology annotation, cellular component: nucleus. The record is from RefSeq and is a predicted model, not a curated record. NCBI's taxonomy places the organism in Eukaryota, Fungi, Ascomycota, Eurotiomycetes, Eurotiales, Thermoascaceae. The transcript has 3 exons. Gene Ontology annotation, molecular function: ubiquitin protein ligase activity. Bases 276 to 1442 code for a protein of 388 amino acids.